This is a messenger RNA of Candidozyma auris, 858 nucleotides long. RefSeq lists its product as uncharacterized. The coding region runs from base 1 to 858 and encodes 285 amino acids. The record is from RefSeq and is a predicted model, not a curated record. Lineage: Eukaryota; Fungi; Ascomycota; Pichiomycetes; Serinales; Metschnikowiaceae. The transcript has a single exon.
AUGAAUAGUGAUUGCACAAAUUCAAAUGAGAAGGAAGUGUCAACCUUAAGUGAUCUACAAUUGGCAUUUGCGAAAUACGUUAAGUCCAAGGACCCAAAUGCAUAUCCAAUACUAUUACUUGAUUUGGUCCGUCACCUCAUGAAAACAAAUGCCGACUUGUCAGAUGAAGUCUUGUCGUUCAUUUAUCACAAUUUUGGUCUUUUAAAAUUACGCAAAUACCAAGCCCUAUUAUUAAUCGCUUUCCCUGAUUUCGAUAGGUUCUCACGCUCCCGUGCAUUUUACAUUGAUAGAAUGUUGCUAGAGCAAGAGAAGGUGUCCUAUGAUAGACAACGAAGCUUUGAGCUCGAAAAGAGAGGGAAAAAUUCACUCACAAAGUUGAAUACAAACUUAGAUGAGGAAUCCCAAAGUGAGCGCUACCGGUACAUGGAAAGUCUUCAGGAGCUCUUUAAACGAUUACUUGCAAGCAGUCGACUCGGAGAAGCAGAGUAUGUCUUCGCCAGAUUACUUGUUCUAGCAAUGAACUUCGCUGGUAAUUGUGAUAAGUAUGAACCUUCCAAACCUAUCUUCACCAAGAAGGAGUGCGAUGCGAUUCCCCUGAGCCUGUUGGUAAAGUCUCUUCUUAGAAGUCUAGAUGCGUACCCAACCUUCGCGUUGAGUUUUACGUGGUUUAGAGACCACUCUGGUACCACCACGGAAAGCAAGCCAUUGCUAUUCCUGACCACAAAGUCCCCAUCUUUGAAGUCAAAGAAUCCAAAACCACGACCUUCAGGGCGUCACCCACAACUUCCCGCAGGAGAUGAUGCCGUCCAUUAUCUCGCGCUGAGCAAUGUGAAGGUGCUCACACUGAGAGCUUUUUGA